AUGCUCUUCCCCGGUAUCGCCCUUGGGGCUGCACUUAACUCCUUUCCCGGUGCUAAUCCUCCCAUCGACACUCGUUCUCUGGACGAGAUCUAUCGAGCUGCUCAGAAAGAGACUGGCGAACUUCUGGUCUUCUGGGGAGGAGACUCUCUCGACCAGGCCGCAGGCACUAUCCAAGCGUUCAAUGCCCGAUUCCCAAAAGUCAAACUGAAUUUGCAGGUUGAACUGUCCAAGUACAUUGACAGCCGCAUCGACCGGCAGUAUCAAAAGAAUCAACAUGAUGGAGCCGACAUUGCCAUACUUCAGCAGCUGAAUGACUUUGACCGCUGGAAUCGCGAAGGCAGACUUUUACCCUACAAGCCUGCCUCGUGGAACAACAUCUACCCCGAUGUUAAGGAUCCUAAUGGUGGAUUCCUGUCCAUCCUAUUCUAUCAAUUUGGCCAGUUCGUAUACAACAAGGAUAGGCUUCACGCUGAUGCCGUGCCCUCUACCUUUGAAGAGUUGCUCCAACCGCGCUGGAAGAAUAAGCUAAUUCUGGCUUACCCUAAUGAUGACGAUGCGAUCAACUAUCUCUUCACCUUGGCCAUCAACAAAUACGGCUGGCAAUGGUUCGAGAAGCUCGUCGCCGACCAAGGCGUACAGUGGAGGCGUGGCACUGGCGCUGUACUGGAAUAUCUCACCACGGGAAAUACCAGCGCAGUGCUCAGCUUCACCACCAACAUUAUCGAUCAGACCAACCUGGCGGCCAAAGCGCCUACUGAUACUCGCCUUGCCUGGCCCCAGACCGCUGCCAUUUUCAAGACGACACCGAGACCGGAAAGUUCGAAGCUUUUCAUGUCGUGGAUCAUGGACACUGAGUUUCAGCAAUCUCUAGCGAAUAGUUCGGUACUUUACACCACUCGGAUGGACAUUAACGACACCAAAGGCAAUAUUUUCCGGGAUGCUACGGUGCCACCUACGCAGUUCUCCAAAUGGAUUGUCAAUCGUGAGGUUGUUGAGUGGUGGCGCUUCCAAUAUGAGUCGUCCAUUGGUCUUCCCCAGGGUGUCGAUCCGGUCUUGAUUGGACCUUGA
Trichoderma harzianum CBS 226.95 is the source of this 1068-nucleotide messenger RNA. RefSeq lists its product as hypothetical. NCBI's taxonomy places the organism in Eukaryota, Fungi, Ascomycota, Sordariomycetes, Hypocreales, Hypocreaceae. The record is from RefSeq and is a predicted model, not a curated record. The coding region runs from base 1 to 1068 and encodes 355 amino acids. The transcript is spliced from 3 exons.